Molecule: messenger RNA, 1194 nt
Organism: Adineta ricciae
Lineage: Eukaryota; Metazoa; Rotifera; Eurotatoria; Adinetida; Adinetidae
Source: the annotation of a GenBank genome assembly
AUGCACUACCCUUUUCGUAUUUCACGAAGAUGUGAAUGCGAUCAUUCUUUAAACGCACUUUUGGUGACGUCUGGUGUAUAUUGGGGUCGUACACAGACAAACACCUGCCCAAUGGCAAUUUCUUCGAUAUCAGUUCUAUUUCUAUGCGUUGUGGCAACGACUGUAUCAGCACGUAUAUUCCGAAUCAGUAAUAAUUGUGACCAAAAAUUAUGGUUUGGUAUACAAGGCCAGCCUUUGGUUUACGGUGGUGGUUUUGAAGUCGAAUCGCGCUCAUCGAAAGAUCUUACAAUUCCAGAUGGAUGGGUUAGCGGACGAAUUUGGCCACGUACAGCAUGCCGAUCAGUUAAUGGAAAAAUUACAUGCGCCACAGGUGAUUGUGGUGCACCAGUAAACAAUUUCGGUGUUCAAUGUAAUGGUAUUGGUGGUCAACCACCGGCCACUAUUGCUGAAUUUACUUUGGAUGGUUGGGGCGGUUCUGAUUAUUAUGAUUUGUCAAAUGUCGAUGGUCACUCCAUUGGUAUGACAAUUAAACCAAUUCCUGGUCAAUAUACAAUGGUCAACAAUCCGUCCUUGGGAAAAUACAACUGCGGAACAGCUACAUGUACAUUUGAUGCCAGUAAAUGCCCACCUGAAUUGCAAAUGGAUGACGGCACUGGCCACAAGGUAUGUGCAAGCAUCUGUGCUGCUAUUCACAAUGCUGGACAACGUGCUAAACACACACAUUUACAAAAUAUCUACAACAAUCCUGACACACGUUCAUUGGUUUGUUGUUCAUGCGAUGGCAAUUAUUGUGUCUCACCACAUGAUAACGUCACACCGGGCCGAAAAUGUUACGUAGAACAAUGGCCACGAUCAACACAAAAUACAAGAUAUGAUGAGGUCUUCAAAUCACAAUGUCCCGAUGCUUACUCUUGGCAAUUUGAUGAUUUUGCCAGUACCUAUCAAUGUUACAAGGCCAACUAUGAAAUCAUUCUCUGCCCAUCGGGUAAUCCCUCAACUAGUGGACCUAAUCCAACAACAUCACAACCAUCAACAGGCAACUUCUGUAAUGGACAAGGUUUUGAUCCUAACAUGUACUGGUGCGACGGUGGUCGUCUCUGUUUGAAAGGCGAAAAAGCAUGUGGUUCCAACCCACAUGCCUGCUACAAAGAUACCAUGUACCAAUGUGUCAACGGUCAACUCCGACCAAAAUAA